CCUCAACGCUCAAGUAGUAUCAAUGGCUACUGAAUUCACAUAUCGCCUCUCCCUCUUACUGUUGUUCUUGUUCACUCGUCUCUCUGCAGGCAGCAACCUGCAGGUUAGUUCUGCUGUCUCUCAUCAGCCUAGUUGUGGACCGAAUUAUCCUCCACACGCCAUUCCAGUUUAUGCCAACGAUGUAGACCUAUUUCAGUUCGCCAUGAACAUUGAGUUCUUGGAAGCAGAAUUUUUCUUGUGCGUAGGUUUAGGGUAUGGGCUCGAUAAGAUUGCUCCUCAGUUGGUCAUGGGCGGGCCGCCUCCUAUCGGCACCAGGAAAGCCAACCUCGAUAAUCUCACACAGAUGCUUAUCACUGAAUUCGCAUAUCAAGAAGUUGGUCAUCUCAGGGCUAUUAAAACAACAGUUGGAGGGAUCCCAAGGCCUCUGAUGGACCUAAGCCCCAGCAACUUCGCCAAGAUAUUCGACCAAUCUUUUGGGUACCCACUCGUCCCUCCCUUCGACCCUUACCGUGACAGUCUGAGUUAUAUGCUGGCUUCCUACGUGAUCCCAUACAUGGGACUCAAUGGUUACGUGGGUGCAAAUCCAUUUCUCAAUGGCUACAAGUCCAAGAGACUGGGGGCAGGGCUUCUUGCGGUUGAAGGUGGGCAAGACGCAGAUAUCCGACACUAUCUCUACGAGAGAGCAGGAGAAAUAGUGCAUCCAUACAACUAUACGGUGGCGGAGUUCACUAUUCGUAUCUCAGAGUUGAGGAACCGACUAGGGAAAUGUGGGAUCAAAGACGAAGGGAUUAUUGUCCCACCCGAGCUGGGAGCAGAGAACCGGACGUGUAGCAAUGCCUUAUCUGCAGAUUUCAAUUCUAUCUCUUAUGCACGAACACCCCAGGAGAUUUUGAGGGUCCUCUAUGCAACCGGCUGCGAGCAUCUUCCCGGCGGUUUCUACCCCAAAGGUGCAAAUGGAAAGAUUGCCAGAGAAUUUCUUGAAAAUCCUUAGUUUAUUAUUAUUAUUAUUAUUAUUAUUAUUAUUAUUAUUAUUAUUAUUAUUAUUAUUAUUAGUA
Messenger RNA from Nelumbo nucifera (sacred lotus), 1055 nucleotides. RefSeq names its product ferritin-like catalase Nec2. Lineage: Eukaryota; Viridiplantae; Streptophyta; Magnoliopsida; Proteales; Nelumbonaceae. The record is from RefSeq and is a predicted model, not a curated record.